Messenger RNA from Lampris incognitus (smalleye Pacific opah), 980 nucleotides. RefSeq names its product transmembrane protein 198b (gene tmem198ab). Gene Ontology annotation, biological process: positive regulation of canonical Wnt signaling pathway. Lineage: Eukaryota; Metazoa; Chordata; Actinopteri; Lampriformes; Lampridae. The record is from RefSeq and is a predicted model, not a curated record. The transcript is spliced from 4 exons. Bases 1 to 975 code for a protein of 324 amino acids. Gene Ontology annotation, cellular component: plasma membrane; cytoplasmic vesicle.
AUGGCGGAUUUGAUCGUUUCCAUCGGCUACCGGUGUUUCAAGGCGGUGAUGUUCCUGACAGGCCUGAUGUUCGGCUCGGUGGUCAUUUUCAUGCUGUGCUACAAGAAGCGCGUGCUGGAGACGCAGCUCAGCGUGGAGGCCUCGGUGGGCGUCGGCCUGGGCAUCGGCACCCUCUGCGGCCUGGUCACCAUGCUGGUGCGCAGCGUGGGCCUCUUCAUGGUGGGCCUGCUGCUGGGCCUGCUGGUGGCCGUCGCCACGCUGGUGGGCAUGGAGGAGCUGUCGGACAGCCCGCCGCGCUCCGUGUGGGUGCCGCUGGGCGUGCUGCUGGGCCUGGGCAUGCUGUUCGCCGUGCUCACCCUGCAGUGGCAGCCGCUCUUCACCACGCUCUCCACGGCGGUGUUCGGGGCGGCCGUCAUCACCGUGGCGCUGGACUACUUCGCGGAGCUCUCCGCCCUGGCGCUCUACGUGUACGGGCGGCUGAAGGCGGAGCCCGCCGGCCCCGUGUGCUGGCUGACCUGGGUGGUGCUGGGGGUGUGGCCGUCCCUCGCCCUGCUGGGCGUGCUCGUCCAGUGGAAAGUGACGGCGGAGGGCUACUCCCACACCAAGGUGAUCAUCAGCCGGCAGCAGAGGAGGAUGCAGGUGAUGCGGAUCCGUCAGCGGGACGACCGCAGCCGCAGCAAGAAAAGGCGGAAGCAGCAACACGGCUCCUCUCAUCACUACCAUCACCACGGCAACCAGGCCAAGCCCCUCAACCCGGAGCCCGCCUACCGCCGCAAGCCCAACCCCAUCCGCCGCUACGACGGAGACGUCCUGUCACCGAGCUACAUCCAGAGUUUCCGAGACCGGCAGGUGGAGGCACGGCCGUACCCGGGCCGGCUGAUUGGCGGGCCUCACUCCAUGGUGAAUAUGGUAUAUGAGGGCAGCUCCGCCACGCCCCUCACCGGAGCCGCCGCCGGACCCUCACAAAGAGCCUAGCACCU